AUGAAAGAUGAACAAAAUCUUCUAGAGACCGAGGGAGGUAUGAGGCGGCACCAAUCGAUGCAGAGGCUAGCACGAGACGGGAUGCUUCCUGAACACAGAGAUCCUGCGAAGGUUGUCCAAGACGAAGAAGGCAAUUUAAGGAUUACUGUUAAGAAGACCAAACCGAUUCUUGGGAUAGCUAUCGAAGGUGGCGCGAAUACCAAGCAUCCUCUUCCAAGAAUUAUUAACAUCAAUGAAAGUGGAGCCGCAUUCUACGCAGGUGGCCUCGAGGUCGGCCAACUAAUCCUUCAAGUGGACGGUACCAGGGUGGAUGGUCUUCAGCAUCAAGACGUCGCCCGCCUCAUAGCCGAAUGCUUCGCCCGAAGAGAUCGCGAAGAAAUCGAAUUUCUGGUCGUGGAGGCAAAAAAGAGCAACAUGGAGCCGAAACCAACGGCGUUAAUCUUCCUAGAAGCUUAA
Molecule: messenger RNA, 456 nt
Organism: Diabrotica balteata
Lineage: Eukaryota; Metazoa; Arthropoda; Insecta; Coleoptera; Chrysomelidae
Source: the annotation of a GenBank genome assembly